CCCACUUCUCGUUACUUCUCGUGAGCCGCGAUACGGGCACCUGGCAACACUGAGCGUCCUCGGUGACUGUCAAUUAUGGUGUGAAAGUGUCAAUAAAGUCAUGGAUCAUCAGUGUUAUCCUUGUCAAUGACCAUCGGCGAGAAAAUGGAGACGAGCCAAGACCUCGUCGAAAAUUCGGCCAGCACCCCAUUGCCUCUAACUGAAGAAACUCAAGAAGGCAAUGAGGCUAACGCUGACACCAAUAUGGAGGAAGCCGAAGCAGAAGAACAAGAGGAAAACACGGAGGAGACAGAGAAAGAGAUUGACUGGGAAGUUGCAAGGCACAUCGUAGGAAAAAGGGUCACUGUUGAUCUGCGGGGCCAUCGACUAAAGGAGUGCCCCCAGGCCAUUUUAAGCAUGGAAAACAUUACAUAUCUAUGUCUUAGUAACAACAAAUUAACAGAAAUUCCGAAAGAAAUUUCCAACUUGUGUAACUUACAAGAGCUGGACUUGUCCCACAACAAACUGUCAACACUAACCCGUGGAAUAUAUCUCCUAAAGGAAUUGACAUUUCUAGAUGUCUCCAACAACGAGAUAUCUGAGAUAUUGUCCGAGAUUUCAGGACUUGAGCACCUGCGAGAGUUAGUAGUUAGUGACAACAGACUUACUGCAGUGCCUCCUCAAAUCCGCGACCUUUCGGAAAUCACACACUUAGUUCUAAAUGAUAACCAAAUCACCGUCCUGCCAGAUUCAAUCGGUGAACUUACCACCCUGCAAGUGCUCGGCUUGGAGAGGAAUGCGUUGGAAUUUUUGAACCCAGAGGUCUGUAAAAUAGAACAAUUAAAGCGAUUAGGGUUGUCCGGGAAUUCAUUAAGGAAUUUACCAAGAGAAAUCGAGAACUUUUCUUGUCUUGAAGAACUUCUGUUGGACGACAAUGAAUUUGAAUUCAUUCCUGUUCAAGUAUUUUGGAUGGAAACGCUUCAGAUGCUGACCAUGUCUGGAAAUCGUCUCACGUCGAUUCAACCUGACAUCGGGAGGCUGACCCAGUUGACCGUCAUAGGGCUCAACAACAACCUGAUCGAGGAAAUUCCGGAGGAAUUUUUCCAGUUGGAGGCAUUAGAAGUAGUCGGUUUGGAAAAUAACAAAAUCAAAGCUAUUCCAGACAACAUCGCAAAUCUUUAUGACCUUCGAGAACUUUAUCUUGGACGAAACUCGAUCGAACACGUCCCUGAAAAUCUUUGUUGGUGCUCGAAUUUGGAAGUGCUUAGUCUAUUAAACAACAAUAUUUCUGUGCUUCCAGUGGAAGUAGAAAAUCUUCGGCGUAUUCACACUCUGAUUUUAUCGAAUAACAAGUUUGAAUUCCUACCGGAAGCCAUUGGUUUAAUUCGUGAUUUGGAAAUAUUUUUCGCUGAUGGAAACAAACUUUCGUACGUCCCGGUAGACUUUGGGACUCUCAAAAGACUACGACAGAUUGAUCUAAGCUCAAAUAAAUUUUCAAUUUUUCCACUACCGAUCUGCAAUCUGAAAACUGUAGAAAGUUUGAAGCUGAGCAAAAACGAAAUAGAAUCGAUUCCCGCUGAAAUUGCAAACCUUGAUAGACUGUCGUCCUUGUACCUAAACAACAACAAAAUUCACACGUUUGCACCUGAACUCUGUAGUCUCAUUCAAUUGCACAUUCUAGAUUUUUCAAACAAUUAUGUCGAGGACAUUCCAGACGCAAUUUCCCAGAUGGAGAACCUGACGGACUUAGAUUUGUCUCACAAUCGUUUUCUAGAAUUCCCCAAGACCGUUGUGGGAAUCCCUCGUCUGGAACGACUCAAGUUUGACCAGGCCGAGGGACAUCCUGUCCCAGGACUUUCAGAUGAGAUAGAGUUCUCCAAUGUAUCAUACCUAAUUGUCUCCAACAACACACUUCGAACGCUCCCCUCAACAAUGAGUGGAAUGAAAAACAUCAUCUCCAUUAUCGCAGAUCACAACGAAAUAGGAGAACUUCCGGAUUCUUUCUGCAGGCUGAGACGGCUGCAGGUUCUCCACCUUAACGACAACAAGCUGUCCUCACUACCUGAAAACUUCGACCACCUUAGGAAUCUGAAGGACCUUCGUCUGCACAAUAAUCCGCUUCGAACGCCGCCGAUGGACGUCUGUGUGAGUGGAGUCGUUCAACCGAUUGGUCGUUUCAUUCGUAGGGCGCUGGAAAGAGAAGAUAUUUUGAUGGCAAAGAUGUUUGAUGUCAUCAAAACAUCGUUGACGAAGCAGGAACUCCGAUAUCUUCUGAAGAAAUUUCGAUUUCCUGACGAGAAAAUUUCAGAGCUUGACCAGACGUACCAUGGCAAGGAUAAACUCCCCGAGCGCAUCUAUCACGCAAUGGUGUUUUGGCGGGAAUUCAAGGGUCCACUAGCAACCAUCGACGAACUUUUGCGUGUGUUUCAUUUGAUUGGCUAUGAUGCUCUUUGUCAAAAACUUAAAGCAAUGAAAAUAUAUGCACAGCGACCGAGGUUUUGAUAGUUAUAGUUAAUGAGCAGCCACUUCAGAUGUAAAUUACUGAGACGCAAACUAAUCAUUUUUUCAUUCAUCCCUGACCCACUAUCCAUGUAGAAGCAAUAUAAACAAAAUGGAGAAUUUCGUUGCACCUGCACGUGAAGUGACCCCUGUCGAAAAGCUCUAGCUUCUUUCAGAAGCAGUUACCUCUCUUUGUCGGCAUGGUCCUUUAUUAACUUUUCAGGUUACUUGUUAUAUAAUUGUUUUUAUAUUAUAUAUCUUAUGUAAUGUAUUUAUAAUUUUAUAUAUUUAUACAUUGUAUAAUAAAUGUUAUUUAGUCCUA
This is a messenger RNA of Magallana angulata, 2800 nucleotides long. Its product is annotated as leucine-rich repeat and death domain-containing protein 1-like. Gene Ontology annotation, biological process: signal transduction. Gene Ontology annotation, molecular function: protein binding. Lineage: Eukaryota; Metazoa; Mollusca; Bivalvia; Ostreida; Ostreidae. The record is from RefSeq and is a predicted model, not a curated record. The coding region runs from base 127 to 2481 and encodes 784 amino acids. The transcript is spliced from 3 exons.